This is a messenger RNA of Hibiscus syriacus, 556 nucleotides long. RefSeq names its product thioredoxin H1-like. The transcript has 3 exons. NCBI's taxonomy places the organism in Eukaryota, Viridiplantae, Streptophyta, Magnoliopsida, Malvales, Malvaceae. The record is from RefSeq and is a predicted model, not a curated record. Bases 1 to 495 code for a protein of 164 amino acids.
AUGAAGCCUGAUUCCAAUCCAACAUCAAAUAGGCAAAGUUUGGGCUUUAGCAUGAGCCAUCAUAAUCAAUCCGCGUUUCUCACACGUAUUGCCGUCAGAACAAGCACGUGGGAACUGUCACUCAUUUCUAUUUACAUUUUGCUUAUUACAUCGAAUCCAAUUCUACAUACUGUUGAGACGUGGGAACAGCAGCUCGCGUCGGCCAACACCACCCGGACACUGGUGGUGGUGGAUUUAACGGCUUCAUGGUGCGGGUCAUGCCGUUUUAUAGCACCAGUCCUGGCUGAUCUUGCUAAGAAGCUGCCCCAAGUCCUAUUCUUGAAGGUGGAUGUUGCUGAAUUGAAGAGUGUGGCUCAGGAUUGGGCGAUUGAAGCAAUGCUUACCUUCAUCUUCCUGAAAGGAGGCAGCAUAGUUGACAAGGUUGUGGGUGCAAGGAAAGAUGAAUUGCAGCAGAAGAUUGAGAAGCAUGUGGCUGCACCCGAGCAGAAUGUAUGAAUUCAGUAUUUAAUUGCUGCAGAAACUAGGAUCUUAUCAAAUAUGUGUGUGGAGAAGAACA